Molecule: messenger RNA, 7542 nt
Organism: Eublepharis macularius
Lineage: Eukaryota; Metazoa; Chordata; Lepidosauria; Squamata; Eublepharidae
Gene: ESYT1
Product: extended synaptotagmin 1
Exons: 31
Coding region: 69-3380 (1103 amino acids)
Biological process (GO): lipid transport
Molecular function (GO): lipid binding
Source: RefSeq, a predicted model, not a curated record
CGCUGAAGCUGCUCAGUUAGCCGCAGUGAGCUCGGGCUUCUCGGUGGCCAGACGCUCCCGGCAGCGCCAUGGAGCAAAACUCGGGGCAGGAAGCGGCGGCGGCUGCUGCUGCUGCUGCAGCGCCCGAUCCGCUCCCGCAGGUGCCCCCGUCCGGCUCGCGCGGGCUCGGGGGCAUCGGCUCGGCUGAAGCGCUGGCGGCGUUGGGCGCAAUCGGGCGGCGGCUGCUCUGGUUGCUCCCGGUGUACCUGGCGGGCCGGGCGGGGCUCAGCCUGGGCUUCGUGGUGGCCGGGGUGGCCCUCUACAUGGGCUGGCGGGGCCGGCGGCGGGGCAAGGAGCGGUCGCUGCGGAUGGCUGGGCUGCUGCUGAGCGACGAAGAGGGGACGGUGAGCUCCGCGGCCGCCACCGACGGCCUGGGCCGGAGCCUGGGGAAGAGCGAUCUGCCCGCCUGGGUCAACUUCCAUGAUGUUGAAAAAGUGGAAUGGCUCAACAAGAUUCUGGCCCAGGCGUGGCCCUUCUUUGGCCAGUACAUGGAGAAGCUGCUGGUGGAGAACAUCACACCAAGCAUCCGGGCCUCCAACAGCCAUUUGCAGACCUUGACCUUCAGCAAAGUCGACAUGGGGGAGAAGCCGCUCAAAAUCCUUGGAGUCAAGGUUCACACUGGCAUGAACAAGAAGCAGAUAUUGCUGGACUUAACAGUCAGCUAUGUUGGAGAUGUUCAGAUUGAUGUCGAAGUGAAGAAGUAUUUCUGUAAGGCUGGCGUGAAGGGCAUGCAGCUGCAUGGCAUGUUACGGGUCAUCUUGGAACCCUUGAUAGGGGAUGUCCCGAUUGUAGGGGCACUCACCGUGUUCUUUAUCCGCCGGCCAACUCUGGACAUCAACUGGACUGGAUUUACCAACCUCUUAGACAUCCCUGGGCUGAGCUCCGUUUCUGACACCAUGAUCAUGGACGCCAUCGCCUCUUUCUUGGUUCUGCCCAACCGCUUGCUCAUCCCAUUGAUCCCUGACUUGCACGAUGCUGCAGAGCUCCGCUCCCCGGUGCCUAGGGGUGUUGUCCGUGUGCAUCUGAUACAGGCCAAGGACCUGCAGUCCAAGGAUAAGUACAUCAAGGGGAUGAUCGAGGGCAAGUCAGACCCGUAUGCCGUUGUGCGUGUGGGUACCCAGGUCUUUACCAGCAAGAUCAUUGAUGAAGAUCUCAACCCCACGUGGAACGAGAUGUAUGAGUUCAUUGUACAUGAAGUGCCAGGACAGGAGCUGGAAGUGGAGCUGUAUGACAAGGACCCGGAUCAGGAUGACUUCUUGGGCAGGAUGAAGCUGGACUUUGGGGAGCUGCUCAGGGCUCGUAUGCUAGAGGAGUGGUUUCCUUUACAAGAUGGUGGCCGGGCUCGUGUGCAUCUGCGCCUGGAGUGGCUGACGCUUAUGUCAGAUCCCUCCAAGCUGGAUCAGGUUCUACAGAGGAACAAAACUAUCUCCUCCAAGCCAGAGCCUCCAUCAGCUGCCAUCUUGGUUGUCUAUCUGGACAAGGCUCAAGAUCUCCCACUGAAGAAAUCCAGCAAGGAGCCAAAUCCUGUAGUACAACUUUCUAUCCAAGAUGUCACUCGUGAGAGCAGGGUUGUCUAUAGCACCGCCUCCCCUGUCUGGGAUGACGCCUUCCGUUUCUUCCUGCAAAACCCAGCCAAAGAGGAUAUUGAUAUACAGGUCAAAGAUGAUAACCGCCAGACUACGCUGGGCUCCCUCACUAUCCCCUUGUCCCGCUUGCUGAGUGCCGAUGGUAUGACGCUGGACCAGGGGUUCCAGCUGGAGAACUCUGGAUCCAACAGCCGCAUCUACAUGAAACUCAUCAUGCGGGUCUUAUAUUUUGAUGCCCCUGAAGUUUGCUCCACCCCCCGGCCGUGUCCUCCAGGACAUCUGAAUGUUACCGAGAGCACCUAUGUCGGCAGCAGCGUCGACAAGUCUCCUCGGCCUCUUACAGCCAGCCCAGAUGCCCAGUUUGGCACCGAGAACGUGAUUCGUAUUCACCUUCUGGAGGCUGAGAACCUCAUUGCCAAAGAUAACUUCAUGGGUGGGAUGAUCAAGGGCAAAUCGGACCCUUAUGUCAAAGUGCGCUUAGGUGGCCAGAAGUUCCGCAGCCGCGUCAUCAAAGAAGAGCUCAACCCCCGCUGGAGUGAGAUCUACGAGGUCAUAGUGACUGAUGUCCCAGGCCAGGAGGUGGAGUUUGAUUUGUACGACAAAGAUGUUGACAAAGACGACUUCUUGGGAAGGUGUAAGAUCCCUCUGAGACGAGCACUAACCUGCAAGUUUGUUGAUGAGUGGCUCCCCCUAGAGGAUGUGAAAUCAGGACGGCUCCAUGUGAAGCUGGAAUGCCUGUCCCCCAUUCCUAGUGCUGCUGAGCUGGAGCAGGUGCUAAUGGUUAACAGUUUGAUCCAGACACCAAAGAGUGAAGAACUGUCGUCUGCCUUAUUGUCUGUCUUCCUUGACAGGGCAGCUGAGUUGCCGCUAAAGAAGGGCUCAAAACCCCCAAAUCCAUAUGUCAGUCUCUCUGUCCGUGGCACCUCCUAUAAGACCAAGGUUGCCUCUCAGACAGCAGAUCCAGUGUGGGACGAAUCUUUCUCCUUCCUUAUCAAGAGGCCUCACGCAGAGUCUUUGGAGUUGCAGGUGAAGGAUGACGGGCAUGUGGUGGGUAUGCUGUCACUUCCACUUUCACAGCUGCUGGUGGCAGAGGGGCUCUUCCUCGACCGCUGGUUCCCACUCAGCAACUCUGGUCCUGGCAGCCAGAUCCUGAUGCGGGUGCAGCUGGGGCUUCUUAUCUCGCAUCACUCUGGUGUGGAGGCCCUUAAUAAUGCGGCAGCAGAAGAGAAUGGAGAAAGCUCCCAGAAGGGGUCUGAGACAGAACUGUGUAUCAGGGAGGACGGGGACUCUGGUUCCACACAGGAGCUGCGCCAGCGCAUGCCACAUGCCCACAGCAGCAACUCAGAGCUGACAGACUCACCCCUGGGCCAGCUGCGUCUCACUGUUUGGUACCACGUGGAUGCACGCAAACUUGUUGCAAUUGUGCAUAGCUGCAGAAAUCUUAAGUCAAAUGCCAAGGAUCUUCCAGAUCUCUAUGUAUCUCUCAUCCUUCUGCCUGACAAAUCUCGCGUUAGCAAGAGAAAGACCACUCUGCGGAAGAAGACUCUUAAUCCGGAGUUCAAUGAAAAAUUUGAAUGGGAUCUACCUUUGGAAGAAGCUCAGCGAAGGAAGCUGGAAGCCUACAUUAAAAAUGGUGCCUCUUUCAUGUCACGACCAGAGCCAAUUGGAAAGGUGCACCUUGACCUCUCGCAGAAGGACCUGACUCAAGGCGCUGCCCAGUGGUACGACUUAAAAGAUGAUAAAAGCAGCUCCUAGUCACCACAGUGCCUCCUUUCUGAAACGUCACCUGUCCAGGUGUUGAAGGGCUGGCAUGAACAUCCCCACCACCUUCACUGCAGGAUUCCAAGCUCACCCCCUGUCAGAUGAGCUUUCAGUGUUUUGUUUUUAAGCAAUCAUAGCGUUACAUUUUUAGACUCUUCUUUUUCAACGUGAAACCGGUAGGGGUUGAGCAUUGACUUCCGGGCAGGUUUUAAAGUAGGCGGGUGGAUUCACGUCCUGCAUUCACCUUACGUGCUUCUUUCAACACAGCGAACCACAUUCUGCCUUUUUUCUUGACCAAAGAAGAGGGCCUUUUUUUUCAUCCUUCCAUUGAGGACAAAGGUCCUUACAAACCGGUGGUGAGCUGAGUCUUUCAGCAACCACCCAAGAGGCUACAAAAUGGGGCUGCGUGUGCUGGCUUGAAAAGUGUAAGAAGACCAACUGGAGGGACCAACUAUUUCCUCAUACUAACAGUGGGCAAAUAGCCAACUGACCUCCUUUGGCACAAAGGGUUCUACGCCUGAGCAGGGUCGCCGGGGCCAACUGACGUCUUUUCUCUAGAAAGGGAGCAUUGUUCAGGUUGUGUAAGUGACCAGGAUCUGACCCAGCCCUACUGCAAACAUGGUUGGAAACUGACGCUGGGUCGUUUUUGAUCCAAGGGGUUAAAAAAGAGAAGGUGCGACAGCCAAGUAGUUGUUACUUGCAGUGUCUUUUGUAUUAUUUCCCAUUUUUGGGCUCCAUGGCUGUGACCUCUAUGCGUUUCGCUGAGGUCUUAAGUGUCCAUGCUCCCAGCAGCAGCUCAACAUAACCUAACCAUCCAUAACCCUCUCUUUCUGCUUCUGGCUCCUUCAAAGGGAACUGAUUUUGACUUCUGGUCUUACUGCAUAUUCUGCUGCUGCUGUCUGCAAUAUCUGUAUUUGUGCCAUCUUUGUUGCUGUUUGUUGUUUUUAAAAAAUACGAAUGUUGCCUGGUGCCUUCAUAACUCCAGUCCUGAAGUUGGUGAGCAGGGUGAAAUUCGCUUCCUCUCCAUUCUGUCGCACCAAGUUUUAGGGCUGUGUGCAAUCUGUAGCGAGGGAAUUCUCAGUUCAAAUCAGAUUUGCAGAGAAUUUGACUGAUUCACUUGCAUUUGCAAUAUUUGUGUUUUGACUGACUCUGACUAUAUUGUGCGAGUUUAAUGGAAGGAGAGUCACGGGAAGUGGUGGGGAGAGAUCUGCUUUAAGGAUAGGGUUGCCAGCCUCCAGGUGGUGGCUGGAGAUCUCCCAGAAUUACAACUGAUCUCCAGGCCAUAAAGAUAAGUUCCCCUGGAGAAAAUGGUUACUUUGAAGGGUGAACUCUAUGGCAUUAUACCCUGCUGUGGUCCCUCCCUUCCCCAAACCCUGCCCUCUCCAGGCUCCACCCCCAAAAUCUCCAGGAAUUUUCAAACCUGGGCCUGGUAACUCUAUUUGAGGAUCCAAAGAUCACAAUGUUAUAAAGCCACAGUUGCUUAAACAGAAGGAUCCUCGAAUGCUGCUGUCAUUACUUUGCUACAGUCAGCUUAGAAGCAGAAUUAAAACAGCAGAGCCGCAUGGUAUUUAUUAUAGCACUGUAUUCCUCAUAAAAUUCUCAUCCUCGACAGAGAGGUCAUACGAUUUACUCAGAAGAAAGUCCCAUUUGUGCAACUGUACCUUUAAUCUGAAGUUUUUACCUGUUUGUUUUAAAGAAACUUCCACUUCUUGGCUUCUACCUCUAGUUAAUUUUUUCCAGUUCUUGAACUAGUCUUUAAUUACCUAGUUCUUGUUCCAGGAAGGAGGAGAGUCAAUUACUUUUUUUAUGUGGCCAAAACAAUUGCUAAUUCCUUUUUCAUUAUUGCAAUUAUGCAAUCACAGCCAUAAAAAAAAGAAUAAUGAGCAAUUGCUUUGGCUACACUGAGUAAAUUAGUAAUCAAAGCCCCCCCCCCACACGACUGAAUUUAGCUCAGCUAAUGAAAUGAACAAGCUAACUAUAAGAAGCUAACUAUAAGUCUGAGAAGAAACAGCCUCUCUAAAACAGGCAGGGAGAAAAAUGCCUGAGGACAAUACCCCAAAGAAAGCUCAGGAACAUUUUAUCUAUCCAGACUGGACAGGCCAUGCUGCAAUCAUGUUUUACUUUUAAAAAAAAUCACAAAUCAGGUCUGGGAAAAAACGGGAAGGCAGCAAGGAAAGCAGUGGAAUCCAGUUGUUUGACAACAUUAUCAUCUGUAAAAACAGAAUGAAUUAUUUCCAUUUCAGACUAAAAUGGCUAGUGUGGAACCAAGACAGAAUUCUCACAGUGAUCUUAAACAUACAUUGUGUUUGUCAUUUUUAAGUCAGGUUUCUAGGGUUCCCAGGUGCCUGCCAGUGGCAGGCAAACUCCCGGGGGUUUGCACCCUUGCCCACCAAUCUGCCAGCAAUCAGCAGGAGGUGACAAGCCCCCAGGAGGUCGCCCACCACCAGCAGGCACCCCAGGAGCACGUGUGGCGCGUGCACUCCCAAAGGGCACGGCAACAUCACUGCCAGAAGUGACAUCAUCGUGUCGGCCAUGGGAGUGCUUCUGCACUUCAUUUGAGGCCAUUUGGGCCCCAAACAGGCCAAAUCAGCCCUGCACGGGGCACCGACACACUCUCGUGGCCAGCUCGACAACAUCACUUCCGGGAGUGACAUCAUCGCGCAGGUGCCGGAGCCCGUGCGUAAAGACAAACACACUGCUGGCGUGAGGUAAGUGCCAGGUCCCCGCUCCCACUGGGAGGGUUAUAGGGACCUGGCAACCCUACAGAGGGUUCCCCAGUGUGGUGCCUGUGAGCACCGUGGUGCCUGCCAGUACUUCCCUUGGUGCCCACCAAGCUUUCCAGAAAGUGGGUGGGGCUAUUGUAAGGCAGGGCUCCUCAUUGUCUCCCCUCAUUCAACUGAGUUUGCCGUAGGAGGAUGGAGAGGCCUGGUAAGUAACUGAGCUUUCCUUAGUCCGAGUGUGGUUCCAUCCCCCUUCAAGGUUUCCUUCUUCCCGGGAGGACUGAGGAGGGAGGUAUUCUGUUUGGCUUCACUUUCUGAGGCCGCCAUUCUGAAUUUAGCUCAGCUUCCCGCGGAAGCCAUUUUAGGUGGUACUCCCCACACCUCUCAAAAUUCAAAAGAUGUCCACAGCCUCAAAAAAGUUGGAGACCCCUAUUUUAAGGUUUACUCUCUUAAUAUGAAAAACCUGAAAAUGGAAGUUUCUGAAGCUUCACCACACGUAAAAAUAACUCUUAAUAUUCUCCCCCCAAAGUGAUAAUUAACUACUUAGAAAUUAGCAGUGCUAUGUUACUUUGGGGGACAAUAAGACGAGGUAAGGGAUGUGGCGAGGGCGCCGUUUUUUAAAGCUUUCUGUCCUCCCAAAGCUAUGCCCCCUUCCAGAGAGCAUAUGGGUAACAUGACAUUCUCCUCAUAGGUAUGGAUCCAGACUAAAUGUUCCGUUAGCGGAACAGAAAGACUUGGUGGAAAGAAGUCAUGGGAUCCAACCCUUAAUCUAGAUCCAACCCACACUAUUAUCUAAGGUUUUGUUGUUUGUCUUUCUUUAAGAGGGACUCGAAAUUGUUUCAACAGUUUAAAAAAUCAUGUGGAUAAGCCCUCAGGAAACUAAAUCUCGGCCAAUACCUCACUGUAGAUUUCUUCUGCCUUUCCGGAGUUUGUAAUCCAAGGUAGACAUAUGUUUCUGGCCUUCCCAAAAUAUGGGGGGGGGGCGCUAACAUUUCUCUGCAGUGCUGCUGCCAACACUUUUCCCACUCUGCCCCCCACCACAGCUAGAUCUUCAAUUCCUAGACCCCUCCCCUUCUCUGCUUGCACGCAGUAUCUCCUGAGCCACCAAAGAAGCCAAAACCGUUGUAUGUGGUCUAUUUAUAAACGAUUUUUUUUAUUCCUUAUUUCUGUGCAUAUGACUGUCAUGAGUGUGUCCAAGAGAAUGAGUCCCACCUCCUCUCUGGAUCAGGCUCUGCUCCCCCUAGACUCUGUCAACCUGGGGGGUGGGAGAUGAGGAUGCCUUAAAGGAGCUCCAUCACUCUGCUGCCUUCCGUGCUAAACCAAGGCUUCAAUUCGCGCAAUUCCUCAAGCAAGCUUUACUGUGUUCCUGGCACCUGUGCCUCUUGUAGCAGCCAUUGUUAACUUGUCAUAGCCAAUAAAGAGAGGAGGAAAAUGUA